CGCAUGCGCGUGUGUUGGCGGGCGCAGCUCCGUAUUGUUAGCAGACUGAGCAGACUCCCCUCGGCCCGGGACCUGCAGCAGCUACUGAACCAGGACCACCUCAGUGGACCACGGGCUCCCCGGUCCUCUCCACGGAAUCUGCGACGGUUUCAGUUUAUUUUGAUCGAUUUGAAGGAUAAAAACGAUGAGGCGGGACAGGGACCGGGAUCGUGAUCGGGAUCGGAACAGGGACCGGGAUCGAAAUCGAGACAGAGAAAGAGACAGAGACAGAGAGAGAAACGUGAAAGCACCCGAGGUCCCCGUCAGCCCGGCUGCUUCCAGUUUUGGGUUCUUGAUGCAGUCCUCCAAUCAGCAGAAGAUAAACCCCUUCACCAACUUGCCCCACACACCUCGCUACCAUGAAAUCCUGAAGAAACGACUGCAGCUGCCUGUCUGGGAGUACAGAGAGCGCUUCACUGAAAUCUUGAUGACGAACCAGUCUUUUGUGCUUGUGGGAGAAACAGGCUCUGGAAAGACCACGCAGAUCCCUCAGUGGUGUGUGGAUAUGGUGCGGUCAAUGGCAGGACCCAAGAGAUCUGUGGCGUGCACCCAGCCCAGGAGGGUGGCGGCCAUGAGCGUUGCUCAGAGGGUUGCAGAUGAGAUGGAUGUGAUGCUGGGUCAAGAGGUCGGCUAUUCCAUCAGGUUUGAGGACUGCAGUUCUGCCAAGACUGUGCUCAAGUACAUGACAGAUGGAAUGUUGCUGCGGGAGGCGAUGAACGAUCCCCUGCUGGAGCGUUAUGGUGUCAUCAUCCUGGACGAAGCCCACGAACGCACAUUAGCAACAGACAUCCUCAUGGGGGUCCUCAAGGAAGUAGCCCGCCAGAGGUCUGACCUUAAGGUCAUCGUCAUGAGUGCGACGCUGGAUGCCGGUAAAUUCCAAGUGUAUUUUGACAGCUGCCCGCUGUUAACUAUCCCCGGACGCACGCACCCCGUGGAGAUCUUCUACACGCCGGAACCAGAGCGAGACUACCUGGAGGCAGCCAUUCGUACUGUGAUCCAGCUCCACAUGUGUGAGGUGGAUGAGGGGGACGUUCUUCUUUUCCUCACUGGGCAAGAGGAAAUUGAUGAAGCCUGCAAGCGAAUCAAGCGGGAGGUCGACGACCUGGGACCUGAAGUUGGUGAUCUGAAAACCAUCCCGCUGUACUCCACCCUGCCUCCGCAGCAGCAGCAGAGGAUCUUCGAGCCAUCCCCACCCAAUAAACCAAAUGGUGCCAUUGGAAGGAAGGUCGUCGUGUCAACAAACAUAGCCGAAACAUCCCUGACCAUCGAUGGAGUGGUGUUUGUAAUUGAUCCCGGAUUUGCCAAGCAAAAGGUGUAUAACCCACGUAUCAGAGUGGAAUCUCUUCUGGUCACAGCCAUCAGCAAGGCCUCAGCCCAGCAGAGAGCAGGCCGUGCUGGACGGACGUGCCCUGGAAAGUGUUUCCGGCUGUACACGGAGAAAGCGUACAAAACAGAAAUGCAGGACAACACGUAUCCAGAGAUUCUUCGCUCGAAUCUGGGCUCAGUGGUGCUGCAGCUCAAGAAACUGGGUAUUGAUGAUCUGGUGCACUUCGACUUCAUGGACCCGCCAGCCCCGGAGACCCUGAUGCGAGCUCUCGAGCUGCUGAACUACCUGGCAGCGCUCAACGACGACGGUGACCUGACCGAGCUGGGCUCCAUGAUGGCGGAGUUCCCCCUGGACCCCCAGCUGGCCAAGAUGGUUAUCGCCAGCUGUGAAUUCAACUGCUCCAACGAGGUUCUCACCAUCACUGCCAUGUUGUCAGUCCCACAGUGCUUCGUCCGCCCCACUGAGGCCAGGAAGGUGGCUGACGAGUCCAAGCUGCGAUUCGCCCACAUCGAUGGAGACCACAUGACACUGCUCAACGUCUAUCAUGCUUUCAAACAAAACCAAGAUUCCACUCAGUGGUGCUACGAUAACUUCGUCAACUACCGGUCGCUAAUGUCGGCAGACAACGUACGGCAGCAGUUGUCGAGGAUCAUGGACCGCUUCAGCCUGCCGCGGAGGAGCACCGACUUCACCAGCCGAGACUAUUACACCAACAUCCGGCAGGCGCUGGUCACCGGCUUCUUCAUGCAGGUGGCUCACCUGGAGCGCACAGGCCACUACCUGACGGUGAAGGACAACCAGGUGGUGCAGCUGCACCCGUCCACCGUGCUGGACCACAAGCCCGAGUGGGUGCUCUACAACGAGUUCGUCCUCACCACCAAGAAUUACAUCCGCACGUGCACGGACAUCAAGCCGGAGUGGCUGCUGAAAAUUUCCCCGCAGUACUACGAGAUGGGCAACUUCCCCCAGUGCGAGGCAAAGAGACAGUUGGAACGCAUUUUUGCAAAACUGUCGUCCAAGGAAUACACGCAGUACUAAGGUCUGUCUGUACUGCAGGAGCAUCCCCGGCCUCUGUACAAAGUUAAAUCUGGACUAUUUUUUAUGUGGAGUGGGUUUUUCUUUUGUCGUCAAGUUGACAUAUAUUUGUCUCACUUUGGUCUGAAGCAUGAUGCUUCAUGUGAAUUUCCACAUUCCUCUGUUUACUUCUGUUAAAAAGAAACCAUGGAUCCAUGAUCAAAUGUAAUUUAUAACAGUACUUUGAUGCAGUUGUAAUGUUCUGUCGUCGUGGUUGCACUAAAAUGGUCACAUUUCCUGUCAACUGUUCAUCCUAAUAAAACAACUUUGUAUUAAAAUCA
This is a messenger RNA of Cololabis saira (Pacific saury), 2721 nucleotides long. RefSeq names its product DEAH (Asp-Glu-Ala-His) box helicase 15 (gene dhx15). The transcript is spliced from 14 exons. Gene Ontology annotation, cellular component: spliceosomal complex; intracellular anatomical structure. Gene Ontology annotation, molecular function: RNA helicase activity; RNA binding; ATP binding. Lineage: Eukaryota; Metazoa; Chordata; Actinopteri; Beloniformes; Belonidae. The coding region runs from base 185 to 2404 and encodes 739 amino acids. The record is from RefSeq and is a predicted model, not a curated record.